Molecule: messenger RNA, 2848 nt
Organism: Cimex lectularius (bed bug)
Lineage: Eukaryota; Metazoa; Arthropoda; Insecta; Hemiptera; Cimicidae
Product: calsenilin
Exons: 5
Coding region: 1-495 (164 amino acids)
Molecular function (GO): calcium ion binding
Source: RefSeq, a predicted model, not a curated record
AUGGAGUUAAAUCGGGUGAUCGCGGCGGCCAAUAUAUCGAGCCUUGAGGUCCUGUCCAAUUACCCCGGCAGUGACGAUUCUAACGUCUCACCGGCAAAGAAUUAUGCAACGUUAUAUGCACAUUACGUGUUCAAAGCCUUUGACGUCAAUUGCAACGGCGCCAUCAGUUUCAGAGAUUUGCUGGUGACACUGUCGACCCUGCUCCGCGGUUCGAUAUACGAGAAGCUGCGGUGGGCGUUCAAGCUGUACGACAUUAACGGCGACGGCUGCAUCACCAGGUCCGAGCUCGGGGAGAUCGUUAUAGCUGUCCACGAGCUGAUGGGUCGUCGAUCGCACCAGGCGGAAGACGAUAGGAAAGCGAGGGAACAGCUUGACAUCGUUUUUAGAAAAUUAGACAUCAACCAAGAUGGCGUUAUCACCUUGGAAGAGUUUAUAGAAUCCUGUUUAAAGGAUGACAUGAUUAUUCAGUCAUUAAGAGUGUUCGAUGGUCAAUGAUGCCGAACUUGUGGGUAAAGGGUCAACUUUGUUCAAGAGAAAUGUAGAGACUAUACAAUUUUUCGAUAAAGUGACAAAUGUGCAGUGCAGGACACGCUUAAAUGUGCGCUGAACUUGAUUGGGGGUGUAAUUAGUUUGUAAAAUAAAAAUAAAUCCAACACUUUAAAAACAAAAAUUAAAAAUUUCUUCCUUUGCCCAAAAGAUUGUCAAGUACCAUUAAUAUUCUUUGAAAACACUAUGUCAUAUUAUUCACAGUUGUAAAUUUGAAAUUGAUAUUCUGUGGUGUUACAUUCAUAUAUUUUGAACCAGAACAAAAACAAUUCUUCCACUUGGGCCUAAUGAUAGAGGACAAGUUUGUUAAGAAAUGUGCAUAUUUAGGCCUGAAAAAAAAAAACUUGUGAUUUUAAACCAAGUAAUGCAAAUUUAAUUGUGAUCAGUGUUUGUUAUACAUUUUAAAAUUAAAAAGGUUCAUGUUAUGAAGAAAUGUUUAGCUAAUAAAACUAGUCAUGUCUAAAAUUAAGAAGAAAACAUUCUUCCAACGAUUAUGUUAUUACUUUUAAAUAAAUAACUCUAGUUAUGAAUGUUUAAAUUUCAUAAUCGAUUUUAUGUCAAUUCCUUAGUUGUUGUAAUAACAGUAUUAGUGUAUUUUGUCAUGUUCGCUAGUCAAGAAUUAUUAGAAAUUAUUGUUGUUGUUGUUGUUUGUUUAUCAGGCAAUAUUUUUACAUUUCCAAACAAAUCAUUCUCCGUCCGUGGAAAUUUAUUUCAAAUCAAAACUAAAAUGAGAGAAUACAGUUGCAAAAUAGUGUUUGCAACUGCAAGGGGAUCAGUUUUUGUUUUCUGUUUUUCUUUCUUUUUUUAAGCAUUAUUCACAUAUAUCUGGACAGAUCUUUAUGAGAUAUUUUUAUAAUGGCACUUUUGAAACAUAACUUGAGUUUAUGACUAUUAUUUUUAACAAAACAAUUUCCUACUUACCAUUCUAAAAGUUAAUUAGCCAGGUGGGAUUGAAUUGAGAUUGAAACUAGUAUAUAUUUCAAUUGUGCUGAAUUAUUUAUUUCAAAAUUUAACAUUUCUGGAGUUUUUUUUUAAAUCUUAGGUUUCAUUAAUUUUGAAAAUCCGCAAUAUACAGAAAACAUCAGUUUAUAAGUUACUGGAUUUCUAGUAUGAAAAUAUACUUCUUUUAAUGAAAUUUUCUUCUUACUUAGAUGUUUUUCUAUUUUUCAGUACAGUCAAUAAUAUUAUAAUUAUUAUUAUAAAUACUCAUGAGUUGUGUAAUACAAUUUAAAUGAAAUCUACACCUGGCAGAUUUGAAAUAGAAUAUUGUCCUUAAAAUUGAUGUUACUAUCAUAUAAAAUGAGUCUUCCAAGAAUAACUGAUUGAAGAUUUUUAAAAAAUGGAAGAAAAUACAUCAAACUUUAACCUACAAUAUAAUUACCGAAACACCUUCGUUUACCAUGCUGUAGAAUGGUAGAAUGAUUGAUACUGUUUUUCGAUGGUUUGCCUCUUGUUAAAUAAUUGUGCAUUUAAUUUUAUGUUUUAUCUAAUAAUGAAUAUACUACAUUAUAUUAUAUUGUUAGGAAAAUAUAUACUAAGUGCCCUAUUGUGAAGAGUGGUAAGAUCGACAUGGCAAUCAGUAGUCAAAUUUUAUAAGGAGCAAAGUUCAUUUCACUUAUUUUUUUAUUAGCAGUAACUUAGAACAAAAUUACCGAGUUUCUGAGGUGACAUCAAUAAUUGUUACAUUUAUAACACAAGCCGUGCAAUUAGCAAAGAUAUGUGUAAUUACGGUUUAUUAUUAAUUAACUAUAGAUUUUAAAAUGGGGUGAGAAGAAGCAUAGGAUAUUGUUGAAAAUUUAGUAGUCUAGUGUGUAAAAUACAAAUGUCAAUAAUUAAUAGCUAAUUAUUAGAACGUUUCAAUUGUAUUGGAAGAACAGAAGUAAUAAAAAAGAGUGUGUUGGAGAAAAAAUAAACAGUUUUUCAUUGUAAAUAGAGUAUUAUUAGAUGAGUCAUUAGAUUUUUGCCAAUUGCUCAGAAUUUUGCCCCACUUUAAAAACAUGUUUAUUAAAUAUUGUAGCAGAAAAUUGUAGCAAUAAUGAAAUGAAAUAUCAUUAUUUUGAUUUUUGAUAUGGUAAAUAUAAAAAUUUUACUAAUAAUAUGUACUAUUUUAAUAUUUUGUUGUUUUUUAUUAAUACUUUUGCUUUAUGCAUUAUCGUGGGAGCCAUUUUUAUAUCACUUUUGAAUUAAAUACAAAAAUAAAAUUUUAAAAAGCCAAAACACCAGGUAGCAACAAUUUUAAGUCAUAUCACUUUAUGAAAGGAGAUUAUUAGGUGAGUUGCAAUGUUGUAUUUGAUAAGUUUUU